AUGUAUGAGUUAGUUCAAACAAAGCUAAAUACAGAGGCUUAUGAAAAAAUUUGGAAUUCAUCCGAUCUCAAUCCGAACCGUAUAACAUUGGAAUUGAAUGAAAUGUUUUCAUACAAUAAAACGGCCACUGAAGCUCAUCAUGAUGGUACAAGUUAUUUUGAUGUAAAUUGGCGACAAAUAAGAAAAUCAGCAGCAGAAACCAAUGUUGGCUUUUGGCAAAAAGUAAGUGCAAGUCUACUUGAUAUUAUUUCGGUUUCUGGCGAAUUUGGUUUCAAUUUUGGACAUCAAACAAACACAGAAAUUCUAGACGAACACCAAGAGAUUAGCUAUGAAGCGAUAUCAGAAAAAUACAUACAUGACAGUCUUCAAAAACAUGAUGUUCGUGUUGAAUGGACGGGUGAAAGGUUAGAACCAAAGUCAUUUGAUGUUUUUAAAAUCACUGAACUUACGGAUCGCCUACAAACAGCUUUGAUUAGUAAGCAACUUAUUGCUGAAAAAAAUCAAAGCGCAAUGAUUCGUGUAAUUAGUAUAAUGAAUACACCACACUCGACACCAACUAAUAAAACGCAUAUAAGCCAAUUUAUAACUGGAGACGUUAAACUUUAUACUGGCGUUAAUGCGCCAUCAUUUCCUUGGCUUCUAUGUAAUGGCUCGGCUGUUUCGCGUAUUCAAUAUCAACGUCUAUUUGCAGUAACUGGUGAACGAUAUGGUUCGGUUGAUGGUGUUCAUACAUUUAAUUUAGCAGAUUUUUGUGGACGAAUACCUCUUGGGGUUGAUCCUUAUGAAAAAUAUGUCAAAAUGGCCAAAGAAAUAGGAGUUUCAGCCACGGAUCCUUGUAUGUUAACUACAAAUGGGAGUCAUACACACGGUAUUUUGGAUCCUGGACACAAUCAUACUGGGAAAACAAGGAAUUCGAUGUACGGUUCUGGUGGUUACAGGAUGAAAGGACCUGACUAUGGUAACGAUGGAGCUCAACACUCACAUAUUAUUCCUAGGGGUUAUACAGGAAUCACAGUUCAAUCUGCAGGCGAUCAUACACACACAGUUCAUGGCGAAACAGGAUCGUUUGGCAAUGCCGAAGCAUUCACUGUUAUGCCACCGUAUCAAACAAUCAAUUAUAUAAUAUAUGCAGAUUAA
Messenger RNA from Rotaria socialis, 1137 nucleotides. NCBI's taxonomy places the organism in Eukaryota, Metazoa, Rotifera, Eurotatoria, Philodinida, Philodinidae. The record is from the annotation of a GenBank genome assembly.